AUGGACGAGUCGCCUAUAAGCAAUACGAUAUUGUUGUAUGAGAAAGCAUUGAAUCUGUUUAAUCUAUCGUCCACUUUUAGCAGACAUAGCGAUACUCCUAUACCGUUGCAUAUGUUACGAAAACUUAAAAAUAUAAGAAGUAAACAAUACUUUGUUAACACGUUGACAAAGAAUGCUCUUCUCCAUGACAAUGCGCCUGUUGUGUUUUUCAAUCGAGAUUGUCACACUCUUACUGAAAGAGAAGCGUAUGUUAGGGAGUUAAAGAAAUACAUUCAGAUAGAUUCUUAUGGUGAUUGUCUUCACAAUAAGGAUUUCCCUUUUGAAUUAGACGAGAAAAACGACGAUAUGUAUGGACGUAAGUUGCUAAGAUAUCUUGCAAGAUACAAGUUCAUCAUAGCUAUAGAGAACGCAGUUUGCAUUGAUUAUGUGACGGAGAAGUUCUGGCGCGCGAUAGAGAUAGGCGUGGUGCCGAUUUAUUAUGGGUCACCGUCGAUCAGGGAUUGGCUACCGAAUAACAAGUCGGCCAUAUUGCUGGAGGACUUCCCAACGCCGAAAUUGCUCAGCCAACAUCUACACUACCUUUUGCAGAACGAUACCGCUUAUGAAGAAUACCUUGAGCACAAAACGUUAGGGCUCAUCUCAAACCAGAACAUUGUCAAUGAAAUAAAGGCUAGACCUUAUCAAAUUCGGGUUGAAAGAGAAGAAGAGUUUUUGUGUUUAGUCUGUAGAAGGAUUCAUGACACCAACGACACCCAAGUAAAUAUAGUGACGAAAGACCAUUAUAAUUGUCAGACUCCUGGUCCUACUGCAUUAUCGCUAUCUGCAAAUCCUUCCAGUAUGUGGGAUGAAAUAAGAAAAAGAGCUGAAUUAAAGGUAGAUUCGAUAUAUAAAGAGAUGGAACAAUCGUAUAGUCAUUUAAGAAAAUCGAAUACUAAUUGGGAUACGCAGGAGAUUUUUCCAUUCUAUCUUAAACUCGCCAACGUACCGAUGUCUUGA
This is a messenger RNA of Pectinophora gossypiella (pink bollworm), 996 nucleotides long. Its product is annotated as alpha-(1,3)-fucosyltransferase 10-like. Gene Ontology annotation, cellular component: membrane. Gene Ontology annotation, molecular function: alpha-(1->3)-fucosyltransferase activity. Lineage: Eukaryota; Metazoa; Arthropoda; Insecta; Lepidoptera; Gelechiidae. Bases 1 to 996 code for a protein of 331 amino acids. The transcript has a single exon. The record is from RefSeq and is a predicted model, not a curated record.